UACUUGCUUGUUAAAUCUAUAUCCUACUUAGUCCAUGACUUUUAUACGAAGUGUAGUGGCGCUAUCAUCUUAUCGAAACAAAUUGUGAUUUUUUGUUCUAUUUUUACUUAAUCGUAACUAAAACAUCAAUUAAAAUUUGUUGUUAACGAAAAGAGUUAGUCUUUUCACGUAUGUGAAAAAAUAAUUAUUUUGUUAUUUAUUAAGAAAGGAGAAAAAUAAAGUGGAUAAUAAUUAAUUAAUGAUUGAGAUAAGCGAAAAAGCGCAAUUUAGAGUUGACUGUACAUGACAUUUAUAAAAAGGUUUCGAUUAAAGACUUUUAUUGUUGUUAUUAUUUCUGUAUUUUAGGCCUUAUCAAAAUUUUCAUUUUUGAAUAAGUGUUCGAUAUCAUUAUUAUCUGAUUAUCGAUUGUAAUUCUUUAUCUAUAAUCAUCCUUAGUUUAUUAUUUUAAUAUAAGAUAUUAACAGACACAUAUAUAUAUAUAUAUAUAUAUAUACAUAUAUAUAUAUAUAAUUGCAUAGAUGAAGAUAUAAAGAUAUAAUCUUUCCAUAAUCAUUUGUGGGAAGUAUAAUCAAAUAUGAAUCGUGUAGAUUUAAAAGUUGUGUUACUAGGAAAUGCAGCUGUUGGAAAAACAAGCCUUUCAGAGCGUUUUGUAAAUGAAAGAUUUAAUGAGAAUUUAUCCUAUCAAAACACAAUAGGAGCUGCAUUUGCUGCAAAACAAAUAGAAAUUAAUGGACAUAAUAUUGUAAUGGGAAUAUGGGACACUGCAGGUAACGAAAGAUAUGAUGCAAUGACAAGAAUAUAUUAUCGUGGUGCUAAAGCUGCAAUAAUAUGUUAUGAUGUUACAAAAUUUAAUACAUUUCAAAAAGCAAAAUUUUGGGUAAGAGAAUUGAGAGAUGUAGAAGAAGAAUGUAAAAUUUAUCUCUGUGGUACAAAAAAAGAUAUUUUAUCAAACACUGAUAUGAUAGCAGUACCAGAUAUAGAUAUUGUAAAAAACUAUGCAAAUGGUAUUCAAGCUAAAUUUUUUUUAACAUCGAGUAAAACUGGGGAGAAUGUUGGUAAGAUCAUAUAUUUGAUCACACUGCUUUUUUUGAAGAUAAACUUAAAUUAUUUAUUUCUUGCAGUGGAAUUAUUUACAGAAAUUGCUAAUGAUUUCUUAUCUGUGCCAGAGAAUUUACAAAAAGUAGAAGAAACAGUUGCUUUAAUAAAUACGCCCAAAACAUCGCAUUGUUGUUAGGCCAUAAAAGCAAAAACAAUAUUAAAAUUUUUAAUACUUUCAUUCUUCAUAUAAUAUUCAAAAGAGAAAGAAAAUUUUAUUUUGAAAUUUUUAAAUAUAUAAGUUAAUUAUUUACUACUAUAAUGGUGCCAUAUUUAAGCAGAAACUGUGAAGACUUUCAGAUAAUUUAAUUAUGGUUUAUCACCUUUAAGAAAAUCAAUACGGUUGUUUAUUAUAAACAAAAGUAUUGUUAUAUAUAAGGUGCAAAGUUUAUUCAUUAUUUUUUAACGAAUAGACGUGAGAAAAAAUUUGAGAAAAUGUGAAAAUUUUUAACUUCGAAUAGUGAGCAAAAAAUAUUUUUGCUUUUUGUUAUUACUUUUACUAUGUUUUGUUUUUUUGGUUUGAUGUAUAUGGGAAAAUUGAAGCACAAAUUUCUCUGGAUUGUUCAUAGAUACCAAAAAAUACAAAACCACUAAUAGUAAAGCCACCCACCCUUGGAAGAAAGCCUGCGAAUAAUCUAAAAGAUAUUUUUCAAUGAUUUAAACUAUGACAAAACAUUAAAGUUAAAAAGAGACGCA
Vespa mandarinia (Asian giant hornet) is the source of this 1791-nucleotide messenger RNA. Its product is annotated as ras-related protein Rab-24. The record is from RefSeq and is a predicted model, not a curated record. Gene Ontology annotation, molecular function: GTPase activity; GTP binding. Lineage: Eukaryota; Metazoa; Arthropoda; Insecta; Hymenoptera; Vespidae.